Messenger RNA from Dama dama (fallow deer), 460 nucleotides. RefSeq names its product retinoic acid early transcript 1E-like. Gene Ontology annotation, biological process: positive regulation of T cell mediated cytotoxicity; antigen processing and presentation of endogenous peptide antigen via MHC class I via ER pathway, TAP-independent; antigen processing and presentation of endogenous peptide antigen via MHC class Ib. Bases 1 to 375 code for a protein of 124 amino acids. Gene Ontology annotation, cellular component: external side of plasma membrane. The transcript is spliced from 4 exons. The record is from RefSeq and is a predicted model, not a curated record. NCBI's taxonomy places the organism in Eukaryota, Metazoa, Chordata, Mammalia, Artiodactyla, Cervidae.
AUGUUUGGCGAUGCCCACUCUCUGUGCCUCGACCUCACUGUCAAAAAACAGUCCAGACCGGGUCAGCCCUGGUGUCAAGUCCAGGGCUCCGUGGACACAAAGCCUUUCCUCCAGUAUGACAGUGACAGCAACAAGGUCCUCCCUCCCUGCAGAUCAGGCUGUGUUGUCAGCGUGAAGCCCAGCAAUGCUCUGACCAUGAGCAUAACCUGGACAAUCAUCGAUCCUGGAGCCACAGGCCUCAAGGAGGAGUGGGAGAACAGCCAGGAGCUGGCAGAGUACUUCAGGAAGAUCUCAGUGGGAGACUGCAGUUAUUGGCUUAGGGAAUUCCUGGAACACUGGGAGAACAUGCUGCUCCCAGAGCCCACAGGUAACUGAGUCGGGUGUGGGGGAGGUGGGGGAGGUGGUAGCUCUCUUCAAAGGUCUAGUGCCUUCAUGUGUGGAUAUGAGCACAUAUGUUUGU